Molecule: messenger RNA, 1197 nt
Organism: Anopheles stephensi (Asian malaria mosquito)
Lineage: Eukaryota; Metazoa; Arthropoda; Insecta; Diptera; Culicidae
Product: splicing factor YJU2
Exons: 3
Coding region: 112-1125 (337 amino acids)
Biological process (GO): mRNA splicing, via spliceosome
Cellular component (GO): U2-type catalytic step 1 spliceosome
Source: RefSeq, a predicted model, not a curated record
CACACGGCUGCUGUCAAACACGCUUUAUGGUGCAGCCUGACAGCUUACAUUGUUGUUGUAAAUGUAAACAAACAUACUGUUAAAGGUUUCGCUACAAAUUUUACCUUAAAAAUGUCGGAAAGAAAAGUUUUAAACAAAUACUACCCACCGGACUUUGAUCCGUCGAAGAUCCCGCGGGUGAAGCUGCCGAAGAAUCGGCAGUACACGGUCCGCUUGAUGGCUCCGUUUAAUAUGCGUUGCGUUACCUGCGGCGAAUACAUUUACAAAGGGAAAAAGUUUAACGCCCGCAAGGAGGACGUGGAAAACGAAGACUACCUCGGCAUCCGGAUAUAUCGGUUCUACAUCAAGUGUACCCGCUGCCUGCAAGAAAUUUCCUUCAAGACAGAUCCACGCAACACAGACUACGAGAUUGAGGCGGGCGCAACGCGUAACUUUAUGGCACUGAAGCUGGCCGAAGAGCAGGCCCGCCGGGAGGAGGAGGAAGCGCGCGAAGAGGAGGCCACCAACCCGAUGAAGCUGCUCGAGAAUCGUACGCAACAGUCACGGAACGAGAUCGAGUUGCUGGAAUCGUUGGAAGAGUUGCGGGAUUUGAACCGCCGGCAGCAGGACAUCGACUAUGACAGUAUGUUGCAGCAGUAUGAUCGUUCCGAGAGUAUCCGUGAGCGGGAGGAACGGCAAGAACGACAGGACGAGGAGUUUAUCAAGUCCGUGAAAUUCCAAAGCAAAUCCGGGGUUAAGCGCGUAGCGACCGAAAUAAUCGUAGAAGAGGUGAAGGAAGAAGCCCCAGACACGUCCACCUCAUCGGCGAGCUGCUCAUCAUCCUCCAUUACCACUGCGACAUCGACGGCUAGCAAUACCAUCGCCGGUCCAACGUUUACAAGCAGCAAGGCCCGCAAGCUUGACAACAUAAGCAUCGGCGUGAAGAAGACAGCGCUGAACAAUUUGGUUGUCAAGAAGAAGGAAAUGCCACCACCGAAAGCGCCACCGCCAGCAUCCGCGUCGGCUGCCACUUCGACCGCCUCGUCACAAGGCACGAAAUCUGCAGCAAUGGCAAGCGUUGGCAUCGGAAGUUUGGGGUUGCUCGGUGCUUACUCCGACAGUGACGAAGGUUCGGAUGAGAAUUAAGCGAGGGUAGGGCAUGCGUCCGAAUAAAAUGAGAGUCGAACCAAUUCGAAGGUUUGCCAAGGUGAGGUAUUA